UUCAUCGCUGUUAAAAGGGCGCCUGAAAAGUUCACGCUUAUCCAUCCGCUACUGAUCUCCGGGUGCACAUGACGUGGCGGGCAUGCGAAUCGGACCGUCACGGCCACUGACAAGCGGAGUAGACGCGCGCUCGCGGAUCGAGUAGUCCGAAUCGCAUCGCGCCGCAAGCAAAUCGCUCGUCAAGCGCGCAACAUGCUCCUCGCAUCGCUCUGAUUGAACGUCACGAACAUCGCUGUUAAUGUUGUACGGCUCGCCCGCUCGAUUGAAGGAAAUGGAUCCAGAGAAUGUGGGCAAGGAGACAAUUCUGAAAGUGACAGACUGGUUGCGUGGAAUCUGGGAAAUGAGACGGCGUGCCGGUGGACCGGUUCAGCAAUGGAUUGACUCCAUACCAUCGUCCGCGAAAACGGACAUUCCCAUCGCGAGCGAGUGCCAAGAGCGUAGUCCAGACCGAGAGCAUGAAUCGUUAACACCAACCGAGCCUAAGGACAUUCCAUUUUCUAAGGACCAGAAGCCUCCACGUAUGAUUGUAUCGGCGCCUAUUAAUGUUCCUAGUUCUCCAGCGAUGAAUACACCGCCAUUACCAAGUUCACUUCCUCACAGACUGGCACGAGAUGCAAGCUUUCAGUCGGACAGCAGUCACUGCAGUAGCGUCGAGAGUUUACUAGAACUGCGAAAAGCGGAUCCGGCAGCGAUUCUGCUUGAUCUCGGUUUUGGCGGCAGCACAGCCUGUCAGGAAGAGAACGGCAUAAUUUCUCGCAUUCCUAAGAGAUUCCUACAGCCAUCAUCUUUACGAGGCAUCGACGUAGAUGAAUUUCUUAAGCAACAACAGGAGAGCAAUGAAUCUUUUGAUUCAGUGUCUUUAGGAUAUAGAGGCCUAACAGGAUCGCCAUAUGUAGCUCCAUCGGAGAUUGUGCAAAAGAUUAUGGAACGCUUACGGGAGCACGAUAGCCAUGAAACGGAUACGAGUUUGUAUAAUUGCGACCAGUACAGUCCAAAUGUGCAAAAUGGAAAACUUUCCGUGUUGUCUCCCGAUAACAGGCAAUUCUUGGAACGAUCACGUUCCAAAAGUCCUGACAUGCGCAACAAGCGUAUGAUCAUAGGACAAAAGUCAUUUGCUUUCGGAUGCGAUGGAAAUUUAAUCGAAAUACCUACCAAUAAUACGAAACUUAUGUUGAGUGAUACGGAAAAUGAUCGUGAUAGUACAUUGGAUAUCGAUGAAUCUAUAGAAUUAAAGCAAUCUCCAGAAGAAAGUAUACCAUUCGAACAUCGAUAUCUUUCAAAGAAUGGCAAAAGACUAGCGAAACAAUUAUCAUUUGAUGAUACCGUCGAAUUUUUUGAAACUGACCAAUUAUCAAAAGACAAUCGGAGGACCUCGAAUAGUUUAAAUAUUGCUCAAAGUGGCACAAACAUAGAUAAUAGAGAACAAGAAUGUAAUGCACCGGAUACAACUUUCAGUUGUAGGAAACACGAAUUUUGUGAUAUUCGAAGGGCUAGCGAUGGUUCGUUCGACACUAAAACCUUAGAAAAUAAAACAUUUUACGGAGGACGUCGUUUUAGCGAUGGCGCAAUGCGUGUUAUUGAAAGUCAAAGCAAGGAGUAUACGUUAAUGCAAAAAAGAAGAAGUCUCAGAAGACAGUCCAGAGUAUGUGAUACAACCGCACUGACUUGCGAUCUAAGUCCUAUUAGAUCUAGUAUACCAGAGAUAGUAAUAAUAGAACCUAACGUAGAUAAUAAAGGGAAAACAUCAAAUGACGUAAAUGAUAAUACACAUCAAUUAAAUUUAUCGGAAUCACUCGAGAAUAAAAGCGACUUAGCAUUAAAAACAGAUUCUUUACUUUCAGAAUCUUUACUUAGAAAACCUAAUUAUAUGCCUUCGUCAUCAAAUGUUAGUGAAUCUAUCGAUAGAUUAGAAUGUUUCGAAAUUGCACACGAAGAUUCGGCAUCGAGUGAUCAUUCUUGUACGGACGAUAAUCAAGUUUGCUGUUAUAAAGCAUGUAAAGAUCGCAAACACGAUAAAAAUUCUUUGGACUGUUGUCGCAUUGACAAACGAAAGUAUCGGAAAAAGAUGGAAAAAAUUAUGCAGGAAAACAAAAGAUUAGAGGAUAUGUUAGCAAGAAGUAGGAGAGAGGUGGCAGAGAUUCGCGAUAUGCUGAGCAGUGUAUUAUCAGUCAGGAUGGAACCGGGAUUUUGAAUGAAAUGUUAGAAUGAUUGCCAAUUUCGGUAAAAGCAAAACUAUCAUCUUGUGAUAUAGACCAAUACGUGUAUUAGAAAGAAUUAAUACUUUAUAGAAUUUUGGAUUUUCUAUUUAACGUUUUGAACUGAUCUAUUCUAUUUUAAAAAUCAAAUAUUUUCGAAGUUCAUUUUUUGAAAGAUAUUAACAAAAGA
Pogonomyrmex barbatus (red harvester ant) is the source of this 2385-nucleotide messenger RNA. It is a transcript of the gene olf186-M, whose product is annotated as Ki-ras-induced actin-interacting protein-IP3R-interacting domain olf186-M. Lineage: Eukaryota; Metazoa; Arthropoda; Insecta; Hymenoptera; Formicidae. Gene Ontology annotation, molecular function: signaling receptor binding. The record is from RefSeq and is a predicted model, not a curated record.